GGCGAUGGCGGAGCCGGAGGGCCUGGAGACGGCGUCCGAGCACGAGCGCAUCCUGCGCGAGGUCGACAGCACCGACACGGCCUGCAUCGGGCCCACCCUCCGGUCUGUCUAUGAUGGCGAGGAGCAUGGGCGCUUCAUGGAGAAGCUUGACGCACGCAUCCGGAAUCAUGACCGGGAGAUUGAGAAGAUGUGCAACUUUCACUACCAGGGCUUUGUGGACGCCAUCACAGAGUUCUUGAAAGUCCGGGCUGAAGCGCAGAAGCUCAAGAACCAAGUGACGGAUACGAACAGAAAACUGCAGAUGGAAAGCAAGAAGCUGGUGGGAGCAAUGGAAGAGCUGAAACUGUGUCGCCUCCAGCAGCGGAAUAUUUCUGCGACUGUGGAUAAGCUCACGCAGUGUCUUCCCGUUCUGGAGAUGGAUAGCAAACUGAGAGAGCAAAUGAAAUCUAAAAGGCACUAUCCUGCCCUGAAGACGCUGGAGCACCUUGAGCAUACCUACCUGCCGCAGGUGAGCCAUUAUCGCUUCUGCAAGGUCAUGGUGGACAGCAUCCCAAGUCUGCGCGAGCAAAUCAAGGAAGUGUCCAUGUCUGACCUGAAAGACUUUCUGGAGAGCAUCCGCAAGCACUCCGACAAGAUUGGCGAGACGGCCAUGAGACAGGCCCAGCAGCAAAGGAACUUGGACCACUUCGUGUCUCAGCCCUCCAAGACAGGCGGCGGGAGGCUCAAGAGAGACGCUGGUGCGAGCUCAGACCUGGAGGGCCAAAGCAGCAGCCCCAUGUCUGAGCGGGAUUCCGGGAUCCUGGACGUGGAAGAGGAGGAGGAGGCAAGUGAGGUGCCAGGAGCCCAGGAGCUGGUGGAUUUCUCGCCUGUCUACCGUUGCCUACACAUCUACUCAGUACUGGGGGCCCGGGAAACCUUUGAGAGCUACUACCGGAAGCAAAGGCGGAAGCAGGCCCGACUGGUGCUGCAGCCCCCCUCCAACAUGCAUGAAACGCGGGAUGGCUACCGGAAGUAUUUUAAUCAGAUUGUGGGCUUCUUUGUCAUCGAGGACCACGUCCUGCACACCACGCCGGGCUUGGUGGACAGAGCCUACCUUGAGGAGCUGUGGGAUCUGGCGCUCUCAAAAACCAUCGCUGCCCUGCGGACUCAUUCAUCCUACUGCUCUGACCCCGACCUGGUCCUGGACCUGAAGAACCUCAUUGUUCUUUUUGCUGAUACGCUGCAGGGCUACGGCUUUCCUGUCCACCAGCUCUUCGACUUGCUGCUGGAAAUCCAGGACCAGUACAGCGAGACUCUGCUGAAGAAGUGGGCAGGAGUCUUCAGAAAUAUACUUGAUUCAGAUAAUUACAGUCCCAUCCCAGUGGUCUCUGAAGAGCUGUAUCAGAAGAUGGUGGGGCAAUUUCCAUUCCAUGAUGCAGCGCUUGAGAAGCAACCGUUCCCAAAGAAGUUCCCCUUUUCUGAGUUUGUGCCUAGAGUUUACGUCCAGAUUAAAGAAUUCAUCUACGCUUGCCUAAAGUUCUCUGAAGACCUUCAUCUCAGCUCUACAGAGGUUGAUGAUAUGAUCCGUAAAUCUACGAAUUUGCUGCUGACUCGAACACUGAGCAAUUGUUUGCAGAACAUCAUUAAGAGGAGGAAUGUUGGCCUGACGGAGCUGGUCCAGAUUAUAAUCAACACAACGCACUUGGAGAAAUCCUGCCAGUUCCUGGAGGAAUUCAUAACCAACAUCACCAAUGUCCUCCCAGAAACCGUCCACACAACUAAGUUAUACGGAACCACAACCUUCAAGGACGCGCGCCACGCUGCGGAGGAAGAGAUCUACACCAACUUGAACCAGAAGAUAGACCAGUUCUUGCAGCUCGCGGACUAUGACUGGAUGGCCGCUGAGCCCGGUGCCGAGGCUAGCGACUACCUGGUGGACCUCAUUGCCUUCCUGCGGAGCACCUUCACUGUCUUCACACACCUGCCUGGCAAGGUGGCCCAGACGGCCUGCAUGUCCGCCUGCAAGCACUUGUCCACCUCCCUGAUGCAGCUGCUCUUGGAAGCGGAGGUGCGGCAGCUCUCCCUGGGGGCCUUGCGGCAGUUCAACCUGGACGUCGAAGAGUGCGAGCAGUUUGCCAGAUCCGGCCCAGUGCCCGGGUUCCAAGGGGACACGCUGCAGUUGGCCUUCAUCGACUUGAGACAACUCUUAGAUUUGUUUCUCCAGUGGGACUGGUCCACGUAUUUGGCCGAUUACGGACAGCCAACCUGCAAAUACCUUCGUGUGAACCCAGCGACGGCGCUGGUCUUGCUGGAGAAGAUGAAGGACAGCAGCCGCAAGAACAACGUCUUCGCCCAGUUCCGGAAGAAUGAGCGGGACAAGCAGAAGCUGCUGGAGGGGGUGGCCAAGCAGCUGCGCAGCCUCGUCAGCGGCCACCACUCCUGAGGGGGGCGGG
Molecule: messenger RNA, 2432 nt
Organism: Euleptes europaea (tarantolino)
Lineage: Eukaryota; Metazoa; Chordata; Lepidosauria; Squamata; Sphaerodactylidae
Gene: EXOC6B
Product: exocyst complex component 6B
Exons: 23
Coding region: 5-2422 (805 amino acids)
Biological process (GO): Golgi to plasma membrane transport; intracellular protein transport; exocytosis
Cellular component (GO): membrane; exocyst
Source: RefSeq, a predicted model, not a curated record